CGGCCGCUGUCGAGGGUGCACCGAGCGGCCUGAGCUCUUGCUGCCCGUCGGGGUUUCUGCUGCCCUUGCGAGCGGGGCGCCCUCCGGAGCCCCCGCCGUCCCUGCGCAGCUUUCCCUCAUGCUAGAUACGCUCAGGCCCCCCGCUCCCCCCUUCGUGUCUGACAUGGCGAUCAGCAAGACGGUGGCGUGGCUCAACGAGCAGCUGGAGCUGGGCGCGGAGCGUCUGCUGCUCAUGGACUGCCGCCCUCAGGAGCUGUACGAGUCGUCGCACAUCGAGUCCGCCAUCAACGUGGCCCUGCCGGGCAUCAUGCUACGCCGCCUGCAGAAGGGCAACCUCCCCCUGCGCGCCCUCUUCGCCAGCAGCGAGGAGCAGCGCGAGAAGUUUGCCCGUCGCUGCGGGACCGACACCGUCGUCCUCUACGACGAGAGCAGCAGCGACUGGAAUGAGAACACGGCCGGCGACUCCGUCCUGGGCUUGCUGCUCAAGCGCCUGAAAGACGACGGCUGCAGGGCCUUCUAUCUGGAAGGUGGUUUCAGCAAGUUCCAGGCAGAGUAUGCCCUUCACUGCGAAACUAACCUCGACAGUUCAUGCAGCAGCAGCUCUCCCCCAUUGCCGGUCCUGGGCUUAGGAGGUCUCCGAAUCAGCUCGGAUUCCUCUUCAGACAUUGAAUCCGACAUCGAUCGCGAUCCUAACAGUGCCACAGACUCUGACGGCAGCCCCCUGUCCAACAACCAGCCUUCUUUCCCAGUGGAGAUCCUUCCUUAUCUCUACCUGGGCUGUGCCAAGGAUUCCACUAAUUUGGAUGUUUUAGAAGAGUUUGGCAUUAAAUAUAUCUUGAAUGUCACCCCCAACCUGCCCAACCUUUUUGAGAAUGCUGGUGAAUUCAAAUACAAGCAGAUCCCCAUCUCUGACCACUGGAGCCAAAACUUGUCUCAGUUCUUUCCUGAGGCCAUCUCUUUCAUAGAUGAAGCUCGGGGGAAAAAUUGUGGGGUGUUAGUGCACUGCCUGGCAGGGAUCAGUCGAUCAGUCACAGUGACAGUUGCAUAUCUUAUGCAGAAGCUCAACUUGUCCAUGAAUGACGCCUAUGACAUUGUCAAGAUGAAGAAGUCCAACAUCUCCCCCAACUUCAAUUUCAUGGGGCAACUGCUAGACUUUGAGAGAACUCUGGGGCUUAACAGCCCCUGUGACAACCGCGUGCCCACACAGCAACUGUAUUUCACCACUCCUUCCAACCAAAAUGUCUUCCAAGUGGACUCCCUGCAGUCCACGUGAACUCCGGCCAGUCCCCACCUCUUCCAAGCAUGGGUCAUGUGAUCAUUCCUCAAUGCUUCUCAUUGGCAGCAGCAAAGAAACAGCAGCUUUCUCUUGUGGGCCCGGCUAUUGAUCAGUGGCCGCCUGUGUGCUUAUAACGAUAAAAAGGUUACAAUGUUUGGAAUCAGCUAUUGUAAAGGGAGGGAACGUUAUGUGUUCUCUGGAAAAAGAAAUGUAAAAUAAUUGCCUGUAGGUAGGCAGCCAAUUUUGUUCAGUGCACAAACACCCACCUAUGCAGUGUGUUGGAUUGUGAACUUCCAAACAUAGGUAGGGGAGAACGGAUACCAUGAGCACAUGUCCUCUAAUGAGACUGGGUGAAAUGUAUUACUUGCAGUUGUAAUAUACAUUGUUGUCUUCAGUGAAGACUGUUUCUCUUUCUCCCCCUUUCUUAUUUUGAUUUAGAGGAGCCAAAGAGAGAGGUUUCACCUCAAUGUAUUUGGAAUAUUUGUUUGCCAAGAGCUUUGUCAUGUUCGGCUUGAUCAGUGUAAAUAUUUAAUCUUGAAUCAAUAAGCAACAUCAGUUUUAAGCCAGGUACAUGAGGUCACCCUAAAAGAUGCCCUCUUUCUUCCCUCUUCAGCAGUUCAUUAUUUCUGGAGUGCAAAGGACACAUUUGCAACAUGCUUAAUUUUACCACUGAAAUGUCAAGACUUUGUUCCUUGAAUAUCUGUGCUUUUGAAGUUGGUCUGUUCACAUUUUGUGAAUGGAUAGAGUCUAUAUUUUUUGUGUUAUUUUUUUUCUUUUGGGCGUGUGCCAUCAAUUUAGGUUCUCAUUCUGACUUUUUGCGCCUUACCUUUGUAAAUAGCUUAGCUUUUGUUUUUGGAAGAGAGUUAUUUCUUCAAAGAGAAGAUUUUUUUGUCCAAUUUUUAAAAGACACACACAGAUGUGCUAAAUAGUGCAUUACCUCUGUACAAACUCUUCAGGGAGCUUCACCUCAAAUGCAAUAUUUUGCAUUUAUUUUUGUAAAAAAAACUGGAAGUGUGUGUGUGUGUGUGAGCAUGUGUACCUGUGUAUAUGCAAGAAUUUCUUGCACACGGUUGUCAAUAAGGGAGAGUCUAAUUUGCUGGUGUAAAGUUGGGAUUUUAUUCUAAGAAUGUAAGGUCAUAAAUUAUUAAUAAAUAACUAUUUUGGCUAUUG
This is a messenger RNA of Heteronotia binoei (common prickly gecko), 2446 nucleotides long. It is a transcript of the gene DUSP6, whose product is annotated as dual specificity phosphatase 6. The transcript has 3 exons. Lineage: Eukaryota; Metazoa; Chordata; Lepidosauria; Squamata; Gekkonidae. Gene Ontology annotation, cellular component: cytosol; cytoplasm. Gene Ontology annotation, molecular function: MAP kinase tyrosine/serine/threonine phosphatase activity; protein tyrosine/threonine phosphatase activity. Gene Ontology annotation, biological process: positive regulation of apoptotic process; protein dephosphorylation; regulation of heart growth. The record is from RefSeq and is a predicted model, not a curated record. Bases 119 to 1273 code for a protein of 384 amino acids.